Plasmodium vivax (malaria parasite P. vivax) is the source of this 1365-nucleotide messenger RNA. Its product is annotated as RAD protein (Pv-fam-e). The record is from RefSeq and is a predicted model, not a curated record. The coding region runs from base 1 to 1365 and encodes 454 amino acids. Lineage: Eukaryota; Apicomplexa; Aconoidasida; Haemosporida; Plasmodiidae. The transcript has 2 exons.
AUGCUCGGUUUUCUGCUCGGUUUUUCCUCCCAUGGGGAAAAGAGCGUCCCUUUGGCAAACAGCUCAGUGAACCCGCUGCACCACUCCAAGGUGAACGCGAACACAUCGGAUCUGCAACCCACGAGGUGCGGCAGAAAUCUGUCCGAAUUAUCUCUCCUCUUCAAGCGUAAGGAUGGCCCAAGUGAUUCCUACAUGAGUAUAAACGAGCCGGGUGCUGGGGAUGAGGAGGAAGACGAGUUGUUUGGCGAAGACAAAUCCGUAGGAAGUACGUCAGAUGUGCAUUCCUUAGGCAGUACGUCAGAUGUGCAUUCCUUAGGAAGUAGGUCCGACAUUCAAUCCAUAGGAAGCGUGUCAGACCUUCAGUCCUUAGGAAGCAUCGCCGACGUUAGACCCGAGAGAGCAUCCGACGUUCACUGCGAUAGCAUGUUUGACGUGAGACCCGAAAGUAUGUCAGACGCUCAGUCCUUAGGAAGCGUUUCUGACGUGAGACCCGAGAGUAUGCCCGACGUUCCGUGCGAAAGCUUGAUUGACCUCCGAUCUGGAAGCAUGUCAGAUGUGAGACCCGAGCGUAUGUCCGACGUUCACCGCGAAGGCAUGCCAGACGUUCACCGCGAAGGCAUGCCAAACGUUCACCGCGAUAGCAUGUUUGACGUGAGACCCGAAAGUAUGUCAGACGCUGGGCGGGAUGACUGGCAACACCCAUACGACAGCGCACGUACGAUUCAUUUUAAAGGCGAAACGGGAUACACCAAUGGGCCCCAAAAAAAGAAGGCACCUCCCCCCAAAAGGCCGCCGCAUCCCCCACAAAGGCCAGCGUCUCCCCCCAAAAGGCAGGCGCCCUCCCCCAAAAAGCACCUAAUCGCAGUCUUUAAACCAAAUGGUGUGCAAAGAAAAAGCGCAGGUAGUAAACUCCAUAUAGUUGACAUAACUGCGAAACGUAAUGUUAACAGAUCAGAUUUUGAAUUAUUAGAAAGAGCUACCUACUAUGGAACGUUCACUCUGAAAGCAGAAGAGGUCUGUGAGGGCUACGGCAAUUACAACAUCUAUCUAAACAGGAACUAUAAGCGUUUGAUGAAUAAGUUCUAUAGGUGGUUUUAUAGAAGUGCCAGAUUACGUAGCUUGCCGGAUGAUCUCAUAGACCAAUAUUGGGCGGAAUGUGAAAAGCAAUUUUUGCUAGACUUAGAAAAGACGGAAAUGAUCUCUAGAUCUUAUCUAAAUAACCUCAUAAAGGAUAGAACUGAAAUUUGGAUUUUAAAAUACGAAAUGUGCAUGCUCCGCUGUAAGAAAUUGUACAUGAGGGCCUUCAGGGACAAUAAGAGGAAGUGGAAAAGAAUCCUAUAUCAAAAGAUUAUACGUUCUGCUUGA